AUGGACUGGCCCCGCGCGGAUGGGCGCCUCGCCAGCCUGACCGCGCAGCAGAGGGCCGGCGUCGACGCUGGGGCCAGCGGGGGGCGGCCGGAGGCGCCCGGCUGGUGCAGCGCCCCAGCGUGGCAGGUGGACUUCGGCUGCGGGCACCCCUGCCCCGUGUCGCUGCUGACGCCGCGGAAGGUCAGCCUCCGCGAGCCUGCAGCCUUCGCGUUUCGGACCCAGGCAGUGGUGGCCCUGGGGCCCGAGCUGGCGGCCGCGGGUGCCAUGGCCUGCGGCGCGCACGCGGGGGGACCGAAGCGCCCGAGGGGGCCGCUGCCGGGGGCCCGCGCCGCGGGCAGCCUCGGCGGGGCCGUCGGGGGCGAGAUCGUCGGCUACCUGUCCUGCUCGGGUGCGUGGAAACGCUCGAAGCGCUCGUCCCUACCCAUCGACUUCUCGGUCCCCUCCCAGCAGCAGCAGUCGAAGUUCUGGGGCAAGGGGUGGAGGUCGUACGGCAAGGACAACGGUGGCGCAGCGGACGUGCCGGGAGCGGGCCUUCGAGCGACGGAGCCCGCCGGCCCGGGCGGGCGGGAGGGCCUGGACCCAGUCCCUCCGGACCCCAUCCGCCGAAGAGCGAGGCCUCGGGGAAGAAGAAGGCGUCCCUGGGCUGCUGGCUCGGGCGGCAGAUGGCGGCCCUGCGGAGCGGCGCGGGGCCCGGGGAGGUGUCCCUCUUCUUCGACGCGGACAGCGAGGACCGACUGGAUGAUCGAGGGCUUCACUGACUGCUGCAGCCUCUUCUGGGGCGGCAGGUGGGCCGGCGAGGCCGCCGCCCCCACGCAGGGGGGCGGGCCCGGGCUCGUGGACGCCCGCGGCCUGCCCCCGGAGGAGCGCAGCCUGCGGGAGUGGAUCAAGCCGAAGCAGAGGGACCCGUUCUGCCGCUGGGUCCGGGCGGCCCUGGCGGAGCCCGGCGCCGCCGCCGCGCCGGCGCCCCCGCGCGCCUUCGGGGAGCCCCUGGCGCUGCGCCCCCCCUCGCUGCGCCACGGGCGGCUGCAGCUGGUGGCCUCCGUGGCGCUGCCGCCGCCCGCGGGGCGCGGGCAGCGGCCGGGCGCGGCGGUGCGCCUCCUCUUCGAGGACAUCGCCCUGAGGCAGAUACGCCGCCUGCCCGAGGGCAGCCGCCCAGGGGGGCGGGGGCGGGCGCAGUAG
Prorocentrum cordatum is the source of this 1179-nucleotide messenger RNA. NCBI's taxonomy places the organism in Eukaryota, Dinophyceae, Prorocentrales, Prorocentraceae. The record is from the annotation of a GenBank genome assembly.